Messenger RNA from Sinocyclocheilus rhinocerous, 2696 nucleotides. RefSeq names its product histone deacetylase 7-like. Gene Ontology annotation, cellular component: histone deacetylase complex. The record is from RefSeq and is a predicted model, not a curated record. The transcript is spliced from 18 exons. The coding region runs from base 1 to 2274 and encodes 757 amino acids. Gene Ontology annotation, molecular function: histone deacetylase activity. Gene Ontology annotation, biological process: epigenetic regulation of gene expression. NCBI's taxonomy places the organism in Eukaryota, Metazoa, Chordata, Actinopteri, Cypriniformes, Cyprinidae.
AUGCAGAUGUCUGAACAUCAGCACGGGAAGCUGGAGAGAGGGAGGGAGAGCGAACAAAAGCCAUUUAAUCAGCCUUUGAAUAAAAAGAAGAAUGCCGGUGCCAGUGACUGGGUGAAACGAAAGCUAAAUCAGCAUAUUCGCAAUAAACAUAGGAAAUUGGAAAGUCAGGAUCUAACCCAGCUCCGUGCAUCAAACAUACCUGAAUCGCAUUAUUUGGAGGAGGACAAUCCAUUAAGAAGAACAGCCUCAGAGCCAAUCCUGAAGCUGCGACCAAAGAGAAGUGCAUCAGGAAGACAGAACCCACUCCAGCGUAAAACCAGUGCGCCCCCUGCUGUCAGAGCAUCUGACUCUAUGGGGGGAGCCUCCAGUUCUACUCCAGUAUCUUUAAAAAGUUCAGCAGCAGAUACAAAAAUGAGCCAUCAAGAGCCACAGACCUAUAGCACAUCAUCACCACAACGGGAUGAAUCUCCUGUACACACCAUGCUCUGGACUAGAUAUGAACAGCCGGUCUUUGCCUUGCAUCCACCUGUUCUUGCAGUUCCUGGGCAGUGGGCGGUGAUGUCUCAUAAGCCUUUGAGCAAAUCCCAGUCGGCACCUUCUUUCUUCCAGCACAUCCACACUCAGACUGUUAUGAUUACACACCCCAUGUACCAACAGCAAUGGCCACAGGAGACAUUCCAGCAACACACAAAUGUACAUUUGCACGCAAACACACAGAGCCCUUUUUCACAUGCUCAUUGUAAUGUACCUUUUCACACGGUGCGGCCUGUGUCCUCUGGAUCACUGAGAAAAGACAGAGAGAGAACAAGAGAGGACUUACAUAUACUGUCUCAAUCGCCGCAUGAUGACCGAUGCAGUAAUCAACUGGGAGUGCCGCAGCACAGUGAAUGCUGUGAUGUACGGAAAAAAAUAUAUCACCGGAACCUUACACGUGUGCAUUCCUCUCCAGGCACCUUUAACAGAAGUCUGCCUUUACAUUUAUCCUCACCUCUAGCCCGGGAUGUCAGGAGCACACCAAACUAUAGAACAGGUUUGGUGUUUGACUAUCAGAUGCUGAAACAUGAGUGUGACUGUAAAGAUACCAGCUUUGAUCCUGGGUAUGCUGGCAGAAUUAUGAGUGUCUGGUCAAGACUGCAGGAGUGUGGCUUCAGGAAUCAGUGUAAGUUGGUUAAAGGCAGGCCGGCCACGUUUGAGGAACUUCUGUCGGUCCAUUCAGAACAGCUUAUUCAUUCGUACGCUGGGUUCUCAGAAAGAACAUCUUCCAUACCAUAUAAAAGUCAAACAGACCAUGAUAUGGUAUUGAAUAAUUCCUGCAGUGCAGCAAUACUGAAGAUGUCAGUGGGCAGUGUGAUUGAGCUGGCUUUCCGUGUGGCUGGAGGAGAGUUAAGGAAUGGGUUUGCUGUGGUCACACCUCCAGGACACCAUGCAUCACAUUCUCAAACAUAUGGUUCCAGUAUCUUUAACUCUGUGGCCAUUGCUGCUAAACAGCUUCAGGAGCAAUUGAAGGUUACAAAGAUCCUUAUAGUAGAUUGGGAUGUUCAUCAUGGUAAUGGAACUGAGGAGAUAUUCUACACAGAUCCUAGUGUCCUCUAUAUAUCCCUGCAUCGCUAUGACAAUGGUUCUUUCUUCCUUGGAAAUGGACAACCCACGAGGGUAGGAUCAGAUAGAGGGAAAGGCUAUAAUGUAAAUGUGGCAUGGUCAGGAGGCCUGAAUCCUCCAAUGGGAGAUGCAGAAUACCUAGCUGCAUUCAGAACGGUAGUGAUGCCAAUUGCUCACGAGUUUUCCCCAGAUGUGGUGCUGGUUUCAGCUGGUUUUGAUGCUGCAGAGGGUCACCCAGAGGCUCUGAGUGGAUACAGAGUCUCAGCAAACUGUUUCGGAUUCUUGACCCGGAAGUUAAUGGAGUUGGCUGAAGGUCGAGUGGUGUUGGUGUUAGAGGGAGGUUAUAACCUCGCAUCCCUCUGCGACGCGUUGCAAGCCUGUGUCAGUGCUCUCAUGGGAAAUGAGCCUGAGCCUUUAGAUGAGGAGGAAUUAGUGAGGAAACCCUGUAUCAACGCAGUCGAGUCUCUGAAGACAGUUCUACAUGUUCAGAGCAGGUACUGGCAUUCAGUGAGGUCUAUGGUAAACACUGUGUCUCUGUCCUACGUGAAUGCGGAGAGGAGAUACUCGGCAGGCAGUGAAGCUGCUUUAGUCCUGAAUGGCCUUCAUAUGACUGUUCCAAGCAGCAGAAGUUCCCUAAAUGAGCCUAUGGAGCAUGAUGAAGCUGAUUCAUUGUAGAAGCCAGUCUGUCUUAUUUCUGGAAGACUUUAUUCCUCUCCAAGCAGAAGUCGGACAUCCAGUGCUGUAACAGACUAUGAUGACUGCAGUGUUGACACAGGAGACAAUCCUCAGGAACUUGGCUGAACAAAAGAAAUUCACAUCUCGUGAGUGAUUUAUUGAAAUGCUGAGUCAUUUGUUUGACGAAAAAGGUUUUACUCAUGAAGCCUCUGGGCAAUGUCAAAUAAGGAUAUCAUACAGACAGGAAGUGAAAAUUUAUGAGAAACAUCCUUACCCAUGCAGAAGCAUUUGGUUAAUACACUACCUUUCAAACAUUUGGGGUCAGUCACUUUUUCAAACAUUCAGCAGGGAUGCAUUGCUGAUCUUUUGACGUUUUAAUUAGCCAAGGAAUGAAAAAAAAAAUUUUUAAACAUUGACAGUAA